Molecule: messenger RNA, 2590 nt
Organism: Carassius auratus (goldfish)
Lineage: Eukaryota; Metazoa; Chordata; Actinopteri; Cypriniformes; Cyprinidae
Product: B-cell receptor CD22-like
Exons: 11
Coding region: 327-1754 (475 amino acids)
Source: RefSeq, a predicted model, not a curated record
UCAUCCAUGGCUGUGCUUAAAGUCAGGAGGAGAAAAACAGAAGCAGUUAAUAUGCCUAUGAGAGUCUAUGUAGGAUAACUGUAUUGCAUGACUGCAUUUAACAGCUAAUAGAAAGUUUUGCUGUCCCUCUUAAAAAUGUUUAUUUACCGCACUGCAUAAGAAAAAUACAUAAUAAUUGUAAUAAAUUCUCAGCCAAGCGGGGCGAAGGGCGGAAUCGCAGGGGAUCAGUGCUGUCAUGAGACGAGACCUCCGAUAACUGAUGAGCUGGGACGUGAAAACUGCACGUGAAAAUACCGUCAAAUCCAGUAGCGGAAGCCGGUGUUGCUAUGAUGAUGUCAGUCAGAAUGGCUCCUCCUCUUUCUCUGAUCUUUCUGCUCGUGAUUCACAGGGCUUAUAGUGAGACAGAGCAUGUGGAUUACAUCCCUCUACACAUCUGCGCUCUAAAGAACUCGUCAGUGAUAAUGAGCUGCAGUUUUACAUACCCUACUGGACGUGAGAUCAUUAAAGUGUUCUGGACCAAAACAAAAGAUAAAAAUGCUGAUUAUGAGUAUCCAAAUCUUUCUGAGGACCCUGAAUACAGUCAGAGGCUUCAGUAUCUGGGAGAUAAACAGAAGAACUGCACCAUCAGACUGAGUCAUGUGACACAGAAGGAUUCACAGAUGUACUAUUUCAGAUUCACAACUGAUCAACCUAAUGUGAAAUGGCUUGGUGUUCCAGGAGUGACUCUGACUGUCACAGAUCUUCAGGUGGAGUCUCCUGAGACAGUGACAGAGGGAGAUUCAGUCCGUCUGACAUGUAAAAGCAGCUGCGCUCUGACUGACAGAGCAACAUUCAUCUGGUACAGAAACUCACAGCCAUUAACUGAGAGAAGAGACAGAAACAAUCAACUCCUGCUGCAGUCAGUCAGAAGAGAGGAUGCAGGCAGAUACAGCUGUGGUGUACAGGAACACACUUACAUCUCUCCUGCUGUUCAGCUCAAUGUCACCUACCCACCAAAGAAUGUCACAGUGUCCAUAAAUGGAUCUGGUGAAAUAGUGGAGGGAGAUUCAGUGACUCUGAUCUGCAGCAGUGAUUCAAACCCUCCUGCUCUGAACUUCAGCUGGUUUAAAGGAGAAAUGUUUGUAGGAUCUGGAAGAAUCUACAGCAUCUCAAACAUCAGCUCUGAUGAUAGUAAAAAAUACAAGUGCAAGUCCAGCAAUGAACAUGGAGAGAAGUACUCUGAUGCUGUGACUUUGAAUGUCAUGUACCCUCCCAGAAGUGUCACAGUGUCCAUCAUUCAGUCUGGUCAGUUUUUGGAAGGUGAUUCAGUGACUCUGAUCUGCAGCAGUGACUCAAACCCUCCUGCUCUGAACUUCAGCUGGUUUCAGGAGAAUCAAAGCUCCUCUGUUGGAUCUGGACAGAGUUUCAUUGCACUACAGAGUGGACGCUUCUACUGUGAAGCUCACAAUCAACAUGGAUCUCAGAGAUCAGAUGCUGUUACGGUCACUGUUAAAGGACGUCUGAUGACAUUACACAUAUCUAUGGUUUGUGGAGCUUGUGGAGCUGCAGUUUUCAUCAUCACGAUGCUGAUUUUAUGGUUAAAAAACAGAAAUUGUGCACAAAAUGCUCAGAUGUAUCAUGAUGGACAAGCUUGCGAUGCUGAAAUGACUAAUCCUCUGUAUGAGAAUGUAACUGCUGCUCAACAUGGCUCUAAUACCUGUAAACCUGAACCGAACUCUUCUGUGUAUGAAAAUAUUCCAACACGAAGAAGAUGAAGUAGUGUUCUGGGACCACAGAAAGGUGUACAGCUUUUAUAAAUCUCUUUGUGGGUAUAGACCUGGAGAUUUCAUGAUAUGGUUGAAGUAAUUUGCAGAUCAUAUGAGUUCAAAUAGCAGUUAAAAGUUAAUGAAUUGUAAAAGUGUCUAAUCACUUAACCCUUUGAUAUUGUUCAUUUUUUGAGUUGCACUUAUGUUGUCCGUGGUCAGAAGUAAACAGACACCCGAAAUGUAACAUUAUUUUUUUUUUUUUCAGUAAAAUCAAUGUAAUACAUUUUUGUUCAAUUUAGUUUUUUUAAUGCUGAUUUGAAAUAUCAGUUUUGAAUUAACAUGAACACAGAGAAAGACAUUUUAUUACACAUAACAUCAAAGUAAAAAAAAAGUAUAUAUAUAUUCAACCUCUUAUUUGAAUUAUGGCUCAAUUUUGCCAUUACACUCGCAUCAAGUUUAUUUUUGUGUGUGUAUAUGUGAGAGUGUGUACAGUAAGUGAGUCUGUGUUUGAGUUUGUGUCUGUGUGUGGGUAUUUUUUGUACUCUUGAUGUUUUAGGGUUUAACCCCUUUUUAUAAUGUCUGUGUUUUUACUGCAUUGUGUUAAUGUGUCAAUUAUUGAUUUUAUUUCCCACAUUUGCAGAAAAAUGCUUUGUGUUACAGUCACAUAGUUCUUAUACUGUAUGUUUGUCUGUGGGGUGGGAGGGUGGUGUGUGUCUAUUUUGCACUCUUGAUAUUAUAGAGAGUCACUCCUUCAUUGCUGUGAACAUUUUGUUUUCCACGUAAUAAAUGAUUUGUAUUUCUGUACACAUAAUUUCUAUAAUUGUAUAUUGUAUACACACACACAA